CCCGCCUCGGUCAUGGGCAAUGGGCUGUCGGAGCCCGGCCCCGGCCUGCUGGCCGGCCUGCCCCCCUUCCAGUGCUUCCACAUCGUGAUCCUGGGCCUGGACUGCGCCGGCAAGACCACGGUGCUGUACCGGCUGCAGUUCGACGAGUUCGUGAACACGGUGCCCACGAAGGGCUUCAACACGGAGAAGGUGCGCGUGACGCUGGGCAACGCCAAGACCGUGACCUUCCACUUCUGGGACGUGGGCGGCCAGGAGAAGCUGCGGCCCCUCUGGAAGUCGUACACGCGCUGCACGGACGGCAUCGUGUUCGUCGUGGACUCGGUGGACGUGGAGCGCAUGGACGAGGCCAAGACGGAGCUGCACCGCAUCACGCGGCUGGCCGAGAACCAGGGCGUGCCCGUGCUGCUCGUGGCCAACAAGCAGGACCUGCGCGACUCGCUGCCGCCGGCCGAGAUCGCGCGGCUGCUGGCCGUGGGCGAGCUGGCCGCGUCCACGCCCUGGCACCUGCAGCCCACCUGCGCCAUCAUCGGCGACGGGCUGCGCGAGGGCCUCGAGAAGCUGCACGAGAUGAUCCUCAAGCGCAGGAAGAUGCUGCGCCAGCAGAAGAAGAAGAGAUGAGGCGGCGGAGGGGGGCCGGGGCCGGGGCCGGGGCCGGGGACCCCCCGGGAGGCGCGGGCUGGGAACUGACCAGCGGGCACACAGCAGCUGUAGGCGUUUGACCUCGAGUCCCUGGUGAAAUAAAGCUAUGGACGGUGCCUGUCUGUCCGCCCGCCCGCCCGCCUGCCUGCCGUAUGGCUUAAAUGCCCUGGAAUGGAAGUGUGAAGAGGGGCUCGCAAACUCGUAUUUAUUCACGGGGUGGGGGGGAGGGGCUGCGUUUCGCCAGCUUUGGGCCGGGGGGAGUGCCAGGAUUUGAGCCGAAUCCGCGGCUGUGUUAAUUAGGCUGCUGCCGAGGCCGGUCCCAUUCCGGUGUGAGAUGGGACCUCUUCAGGCGCAUGGAUUAGUUAUCCUGACGAGGAGCAUGUUGUGGUGGGUGGUGGUCUCAUUUCUUAGAAAGAGCUAUGCAUCCCCCUCCCCAAGGGGCCGCGGGGACGCUCCUUUGUCUUUAAGAGGUGGACUGCUGUCGGGAGCACUCACUGUCACUCGCAGCCCCGGGAGAGAUCUGCUUGACCCCCUUUUCCAAAAGACGUGUCUCUGUGUGUUUAACACAUGCCUGCAGACGGGGCUUGUGCAGAAAAGCAUCUGGGUCAGGGGGAACAAAAGAAAGGAGACGUAUUGGCCCGUGUCCGGCCCUUAGCCCACGGGGGAAAAGACGAUUGUGCAGACGGGAGUCGGGAGUGUGGGGUUUGUCUACCUUUUCAGUAUUGGGGGAGGCACCUAAGCUUUAUGGGCAGCCCUCGGCCUUACGUUGUUUACAAAGUGAACAAACAGUGUUAGGUGGGCAGGACAGCGGAAAGGGGAAAAGCCUAAUUCUCGUUGGUACAGUACAUCUGACGAUCAAACAUUCGAGGACAAGCAUCUGAAAGAAGCUGUAGCAGAACUUUGUUUUAUCAAAACUGCUGGUGCUCUAGGAAACCAGAAAGGGGAGAAACACCCCUUAACUUCAAUGUGAAAAUGUGGUGUUGUUUUUUUUAACCAAAAAAAGUCAUCCUUUUCUACCGACCAGCAAUGACUUCUAACUGCCAUGUGUUUAGAAAACCUCACUGUUAAUUCUGUGUGUAAAGAAACUUGAUUUGUACAACCAGCCACUGUUUGUUCUGAAGGCGACCAAAAAUGCACUUUAGCGGGGUGGUUUUUGUUUUGUUUGAUAGUGGAACGGCUGACUUUAUGGAACCUUGGUUUAAAUAAACAAGAGUUAAAAUCGCA
Molecule: messenger RNA, 1863 nt
Organism: Vombatus ursinus (common wombat)
Lineage: Eukaryota; Metazoa; Chordata; Mammalia; Diprotodontia; Vombatidae
Gene: ARL4A
Product: ADP ribosylation factor like GTPase 4A
Exons: 1
Coding region: 13-618 (201 amino acids)
Biological process (GO): vesicle-mediated transport; intracellular protein transport
Cellular component (GO): cytoplasm
Molecular function (GO): GTP binding; GTPase activity
Source: RefSeq, a predicted model, not a curated record